Messenger RNA from Rhinocladiella mackenziei CBS 650.93, 1533 nucleotides. RefSeq lists its product as uncharacterized. The transcript is spliced from 4 exons. Bases 1 to 1533 code for a protein of 510 amino acids. Lineage: Eukaryota; Fungi; Ascomycota; Eurotiomycetes; Chaetothyriales; Herpotrichiellaceae. The record is from RefSeq and is a predicted model, not a curated record.
AUGUACCCACCGAUCAGCCUUCUCACUGCGCUUUCGUUCGCAAUCUCGACAACAUGUGCCCAGUCUUCAAGCGAGGCUGUCACUGUCACACCUUCUCCGGGACGGCCACCAGACUACAUCCAUAACUCCACAGUUAACGACACUCUUGUUUACAGCUGUCCACCAUUGCCUACUGUCUUUCUCAAUGUCACUCAGUAUGUGCCUAUGACGACGACGGCGACCGCUUCCUUCCUCAACACAACUACUCAGUCGAUCACUAUUUAUCGGACAAUAAUCUCUACGAACAUCCUCACCUCGACUGAGAUAGUGGCGGAGACGUCAACUACCGUGUCACCUAGUCCUACCACCGCCACAGCGACCAAGGAAAUAUUUCCAUACACAACUACAUCUAGAGUGACGAGCAUAACAUUAUGCCCAUCUCGAAUCGUCAACCUAACCUUUACUGCCGUCCAACCAUUCCCUACCGACUGGACAUGGGGAUGUCCGCCCGGCUGGCUCUGCAAGCCCGCUCGAGAAAAUUGCAACUUUGAAGUUGGCCUUCCGGAUCGAAACUUCUACUGCACAUCUAUGGAAAUUCGACACCAGCCGGGGACGCUGGCCUCACCCUCAACGCCGUCGACUCUUAUUUCAACAUGGCCCCGGGUGAUUUCGGGCUCCAGAUAUCAAAUCUUCGUCGUCGAUGAAGUCCUCACUCUUACAUCCACGACGAUCAUUGAACCCACACCUACCGUAGGUGCCAGACAAGCUCAAACGAGUAUCCCCGGAGCCUGUUAUCCAUGGUGUAACAACUGUCUCCUGGAAGCCCAAGCCAAUGGGAAAACGUCUGCCCUAUGCGUUCCGGGGUCAGCAUUCGAAGUCUCCCUGGAGCAAUGUGAAGAGUGCAUCACAUAUCACAAGACUGAUGACAGCGGCACAUUCGUGCAAAUCGCACCACAAUUCCAGCAAUUCCUCGAUUACUGUGAUCAGUACUCGACAGUGGCGGUAACCACGUCUGUCACGACUCCGACGAUGAACGCUGCAGGGUCAACUUACAGCGUCGUAUCGUCAACAUUUUCGACGACUGUCGCGCCAAAGAGCUCCACUCCUCUGUCGUCCACAGGGCCACAGAUGUCCGUCACAACCACCGUGGCGACCACCCCGACAUCUCCCACAUCGGUUCCGCCAUCGUCAACACCCUUGUCCGAAUCUCCAUAUACCACGACCGCCACGAUCCCAACGACAAUCUAUUCAGGAACCACCAUCACGGGAUCUGGGUGGUCUCAAGUAACAAUCAUCAUGCCCGUUGCAGCCAAUAGUACCACAACGAUAUACGGCUCUGACCUAACAAACAGCGCGACCCUCGUCCUCCCUGAAUCAGCCGCCACGAGCUCCUUAGUCGCCACUAUGACGGUCACUCCAAUCAGCCAAGCAUCUGCAACGCCAUCCGAAUUCCCGAGCGCCGCACCGACGUCCAAAUUCUCUCCCGGCGAGCCAUACUGGCGAAUGAUGGUGCUAGGACCCAUAGUUCUGUUGAUGCUCGCCCUCUCGCUCUGA